This is a messenger RNA of Talaromyces proteolyticus, 1641 nucleotides long. RefSeq names its product fumarate reductase/succinate dehydrogenase flavoprotein-like protein. The record is from RefSeq and is a predicted model, not a curated record. The transcript has a single exon. The coding region runs from base 1 to 1641 and encodes 546 amino acids. Lineage: Eukaryota; Fungi; Ascomycota; Eurotiomycetes; Eurotiales; Trichocomaceae.
AUGGCUUGGGAUGAAGAGUACGACACGGUCAGCGUAGGCUCAGGGAUUGGGGGACUUUCCGCCGCCAUCACUGCGGCGGAACAUGGAGCGAAGGCAUUGGUGCUUGAGAAAUUUGAGCUGCUUGGGGGAGUAUCAGCCUUGUCGUCUGGACAACUUUUCCCAGGCCCUAAUCACUUGGCUGAAGCAGCGGGAAUUGAAGACAGGCCAGAAAUGGCCAGGCAGUACAUUGACCACUUAGGUCAAGGACAAGCGAUGCCAGAGAUUCGUGACGAAUAUUUGUCAGGAUCUCGAGAGUGUUUGUUAUUCUUUGACAAGAUCAUUGGCAUUCCAAUGCAAGUUAUCCAAGGGCUGCCCGACUACUACUAUCCAUCUGUGCCCGGCUCGGCGCCCGAAGGGCGGUAUGUUGAGGUAAGACCUUUUGCAGCUUCACAGCUAGGGGAUUAUCAAAAGAAGGUGUUAAUCUCUCCGUAUGGUCUCUACUACAGCUACUCCACCUCUUCGGAGUGGGUAGAGAUGCAGCAAGGCGGAGAAUCUCUAAGAUCUUGCAUCCAACGCCACGUUACCAACGACGAGCGAUGCGCAGGAGCUGGAAUGGCAGCUGCCCAAGUUUUGGCGGCCCUUAAUCGUGGUGUCAACCUGCGUACUUCUACUGAAGUCAUCGAGCUAAUCACCGAUGACAAUGACGGACGUGUCAUAGGUGUUGUGGCACGCGAUAGGGCUGGAACCCACCGCAUUCGGGCUCGUCGUGGCGUCAUCCUUGCCACCGGAGGAUACGAUUGGAACAAGCCAUUUGUACGCAGAUUUGAUGGCCUUCCAGAUACUGGUAGUAUGGCGCUUCCUACAGUCACAGGUGACCAUAUCGUGCUUGCAUCCAAGCUGGGUGUUAUACCCAUGCCCUCGAGAGUACCGUCUCAAUCCCCGAUAUUCGUGGGAUACAAAGUCCCCACGGAGUUGAUUUACGGGAUAAAGCCCUCUUACCGCCUUCUGGUUCCAGGUCAACCCCAUUCAAUGAUCGUCAACCGCAAGGGUAAGCGCUUUUCAAACGAUUCUUUCUAUCCCGAUGUGGUGACCAAGGCCGCGCGCUUCGAUGGGCAGGAAGAUGGUAUGGUCAACUGGCCUGCAUGGCUGGUCUUUGAUCAAAGGAUGCUGGAUCGGAAGGGUCUGCUACCAGUAUUGGCAGGUCAGCCACUCCUAGAAGGAAUGGCUUCCUCUGCCCAGAGUUUGUCUGAAUUGGCGAAUGAGAUAGGUAUUGAUGGGAAUGGUCUUCAGCAAACUGUGGAGCGAUUCAACUGCAUGUGCAGUAAUGGUGUGGAUGAAGACUUUCAGCGUGGAAUAAACCCCUGGGGCAGACUGAUGGCGGGCGAUCCGAAACUGAAGAAUCCCAAUAUGGCCCCAGUGUCUCAGCCCCCCUUCUACGCCGUGAGGCUGGAACGCGUGACUAUGGGAGUGCCGACAGCUGGUCUUCCUACCGACCAAAAUGGACGCGUAAAGAACGCCGCCGGGGACGUGAUCGAUGGACUUUAUGCCGUUGGCAACUCGUCAGCAUGGAUGGAUUGGGGAGGAGGCUUCAACAGCGGCAUCGCCGGAAUGCGCGGUUUGCUCUAUGGGUAUCGUGCAGCACUCCACAUGACUGCAUUCUGA